Messenger RNA from Penicillium riverlandense, 1086 nucleotides. RefSeq names its product tyrosine protein phosphatase PTP1 (gene ptpB). Gene Ontology annotation, molecular function: protein tyrosine phosphatase activity. The record is from RefSeq and is a predicted model, not a curated record. Bases 1 to 1086 code for a protein of 361 amino acids. The transcript is spliced from 2 exons. NCBI's taxonomy places the organism in Eukaryota, Fungi, Ascomycota, Eurotiomycetes, Eurotiales, Aspergillaceae. Gene Ontology annotation, biological process: protein dephosphorylation.
AUGCAGCGGACGCGUCUGGCCGAAGGCGCGCUCUCCAACGAUCCCUUGCACCGCUGGGCGCUCGAGACCGAUCCCAAGGUCAGGGCGAGGAACCGCUAUAUGAACGUGCAGGCCUGGGCCAACCGCCGCAUCCAUCUACACGUGCCUGACGGCGAGUGUGACUUCAUCAACGCGUCCCCGAUUACUUUGAAGGAUACAGUCACGCUGGAGCAGCGGAACUAUAUCGCAACGCAGGGCCCCAAGCUCGGACAUCUCUCGGAUUUUUGGCACAUGGUAUUCCAUGAGAGCAAGGAGGUGGGCGUGAUUGUCAUGCUCACGCAGACCUUUGAAUCGGGGCGGGAGAAGUGCGCCCAGUAUUUCCCCUUGGACACUGAGCAGGCUUCAAUGAACUUCUCGGCAGCGGGCGAGUCCGACCCGUUGGUGGCCAACGAUCCAUCGGCCACAUCCCACACAGAGGCCCCGGGAAAAGUCACAUUGUUGGAGCUGGUCUUUGAUGCCAAGUCGCGGUCCGAAAUCCGCAAGCUGGAGUUGACUCUCGGUUCAGAAUCGAAGAUCGUAUGGCAUUUCCUCUUUGGCGGCUGGGCCGAUUACUCCAAGCCAGAGGGGAGUGACCGCGACGCGCUUCUCGAACUGAUCAGGCUCUCAGCCUCCAAAUCCAGCCCGGAUAACCCGCGGAUCGUGCACUGCAGCGCUGGCGUUGGCCGGACAGGAACCUUCAUUGCGCUCGACCACCUGCUGCGCGAGCUUGAGUCGGGCCAGCUGCUGAAGAUAAUGGACCCGGAGGUAGACCCAGUCUUCGAAACCGUCAACCAAAUGCGCGAACAGCGAAUGAUGAUGGUGUACAAUGAAAUGCAAAUGCAGUUCAUCUACGAGGUCCUCCGUGAGCAGACUGAUCGCAAGCUGGGCAAAGUCCCCAAGCUCCAAGUCAGCAGUGUCUCGGAGGAGCGGUCUCCCAAGGCCGCCAAACUGAGUGAUCAGGCGGAUUAUCUGCCGCCACCCAAACCGGAACUGGAGGAAGUCUCAGAUGGGUUUGUUACUCCGCUCCGGAGCUGGUCUGGCACGCCCCCGGUCUCUGAUAAUGAAUAA